AUGGCAAUAACGCGACCCAAAACCCCAUCACCGAUCAUAUGGCAAUACCGCGACGCAAAACUCCAUCACCGAUCCUAUGGCAAUACCGCGACGCAAAACUCCAUUACCGAUCCUAUGGCAAUAACGCGACCUAAAACCCCAUUACCGAUCCUAUGGCAAUACCGCGACGCAAAACUCCAUUACCGAUCCUAUGGCAAUACCGCGACGCAAAACUCCAUCACCGAUCCUAUGGCAAUACCGCGACGCCGAACCUCCAUCACCGAUCAUAUGGCAAUACCGCGACGCCGAACCCCCAUCACCGAUCAUAUGGCAAUACCGCGACGCCGAACCUCCAUCACCGAUCAUAUGGCAAUACCGAGACGCCGAACCCCCAUCACCGAUCAUAUGGCAAUACCACGACGCCGAACCCCCAUCACCGAUCAUAUGGCAACACCGCGACCCCAAACCCCAUCACCGAUCCUAUGGCAACACCGCGACCCCAAACCCCAUCACCGAUCCUAUGGCAAUACCGCGACGCAAAACCCAAUCACCGAUCCUAUGGCAAUACCGCGACGCAAAACCCCAUCACCGAUCCUAUGGCAAUACCGCGACGCAAAACCCAAUCACCGAUCCUAUGGCAAUAUCGCGACCCAAAACCCCAUUACCGAUCCUAUGGCAAUAACGCGACCUAAAAUCCCCAUCACCGAUCCUAUGGCAAUAACGCGACCUAAACCUCCCAUCACCGAUCCUAUGGCAAUAACGCGACCUAAACCUCCCAUCACCGAUCCUAUGGCAAUACCGCGACGCAAAACUCCAUUACCGAUCCUAUGGCAACACCGCGACCCCAAACCCCAUCACCGAUCCUAUGGCAAUACCGCGACGCAAAACUCCAUUACCGAUCCUAUGGCAACACCGCGACCCCAAACCCCAUCACCGAUCCUAUGGCAAUACCGCAACGCAAAACUCCAUUACCGAUCCUAUGGCAAUAACGCGACCUAA
Molecule: messenger RNA, 978 nt
Organism: Mya arenaria
Lineage: Eukaryota; Metazoa; Mollusca; Bivalvia; Myida; Myidae
Exons: 1
Coding region: 1-978 (325 amino acids)
Source: RefSeq, a predicted model, not a curated record